This is a messenger RNA of Neohortaea acidophila, 2170 nucleotides long. RefSeq names its product translation factor GUF1, mitochondrial. Gene Ontology annotation, cellular component: mitochondrion. The transcript has a single exon. Lineage: Eukaryota; Fungi; Ascomycota; Dothideomycetes; Mycosphaerellales; Teratosphaeriaceae. Gene Ontology annotation, biological process: positive regulation of translation. The record is from RefSeq and is a predicted model, not a curated record. The coding region runs from base 44 to 2020 and encodes 658 amino acids. Gene Ontology annotation, molecular function: GTP binding; GTPase activity; mitochondrial ribosome binding.
GCCACAGCAUCCCCUUCAAUACGUUUCGUCGCCUGUGAAUGUCAUGCAACGAUGCCUUUCGACGUCACAUAACGCGUUAAGCCAUGUGCGAACGACUCGCACCCUCAUCCAAUCGAUCAUCACCCAUCCCGCUCGCCGAUUCACCACCUCCUGCCCACGUCUCGCCGGCCCAUUAAAAGUCCAAUCCGAACUCGAGCGGCGCAUCUCCGACAUCCCCAUCGAACGUUUCCGCAACUUCUGCAUCGUCGCGCACGUCGACCAUGGCAAGAGCACGCUUAGCGACAGACUGCUGGAGCUCACGGGCACCAUCGAGCCGGGAGGGAAGAAGCAGUUUCUCGACAAGCUGGAUGUGGAGCGCGAGAGGGGCAUUACGGUGAAGGCGCAGACGUGUUCGAUGGUGUACAAGUACAAGGGACAAGACUAUUUGUUGCAUUUGGUGGAUACCCCUGGACAUGUCGACUUUCGCGCCGAAGUUAGUCGGAGUUAUGCGAGUUGCGGCGGCGCCUUGCUGCUCGUUGAUGCAUCGCAGGGAGUGCAGGCGCAGACGGUGUCCAACUUUUACCUUGCUUUUGCCCAUGGAUUGAAGCUGGUGCCAGUGCUCAACAAGAUUGACCUGCCCUCCGCCGACACGCAGCGUACCAUCGAACAGCUCUAUGACAACUUUGAGGUGGAUGGAUCCAAUGCGGUCAUGGUUUCUGCCAAGACCGGGCUCAACGUCGAACACGUCCUACCGAACAUCGUCGAGCAAGUGCCGGCCCCGACUGGCGCAGACAGCGCACCUUUGAAGCUACUCCUCGUGGACAGCUGGUAUGACAAUUACAAAGGCGUCAUUCUUCUCGUCCGAAUCUUCGAAGGCACCGUCAAAGCCGGCGAUAGAGUCUACUCCUUCGCCACGGGCAACGAAUACAUUGUGGGCGAAGUGGGCAUCAUGUACCCUCUCGAGACACCACAGACUCGACUCCGCGCCGGCCAGGUGGGAUACAUCUUCUUCAACCCCGGCAUGAAGCGAAGUCAGGAGGCCAAGAUUGGCGACACCUACACCACCGUUGGCAACGAGAAAAAAGUCGAGCCGUUACCUGGGUUCGAAGAACCGCAAAGCAUGGUCUUCGUUGCGGCCUUCCCCACCGACCAAAGCGACUAUGCGCAUCUUGAGGACAGCAUCAAUCAGGUGACGCUCAAUGACCGCUCCGUCACAAUUGCAAAAGAGAGCAGCGAAGCACUCGGGGCGGGCUGGCGUCUGGGCUUCCUAGGCACGCUACACUGCUCCGUAUUUGAGGAUCGCCUUCGUCAAGAGCACGGCGCUAGCGUCAUCAUCACGCCGCCGAGUGUGCCCUUCAAACUGGUGAAGAAGGAUGAAUCGGAAGAGAUUGUCACCAACCCCAACCUCUUCCCUGACCCCACGCAACUCCAUCAGUUUGUGCAGAGGCUGGAGGAACCGUACAUCAUGGCGACGAUUACCGUUCCGGAGGAGUACCUGGGCGGCAUCAUUGAGCUCUGCGAGAGUAAUCGUGGCGAACAAGAGUCUUUGACAUUCUUCACGGCCACUCAGGUGAUUCUCAAGUAUCUACUGCCACUCGAGCGCCUUGUAGACGACUUCUUCGGCAAGCUGAAAAGCACCACCAAGGGCUACGCAUCACUGGAUUACGAAGACGCCGGCUACCGGCCGAGCAGCAUCACGAAACUGCAGCUGCACGUCAACAAAGUGCCCGUGGACGCCGUGGCACGCGUGAUUCACACAUCGCAAGCCGAACGACUGGGCAAGGAAUGGGUGUCGAAGUUCAAGGAACACGUGCAGCGGCAAAUGUUCGAGUUGGUGAUUCAAGCGGUGGCGGGGAAGAGGAUCGUAGCGAGGGAGACGCUGAAGCCAUUCCGGAAAGACGUGACGCAGAAACUGCAUGCGGCGGAUGCUUCGCGGAGGCGCAAGCUGUUGGAGCGGCAGAAGGAGGGCAGGAAGAAGCUGAGGGCGGUGGGAAAUGUUGCGAUUGAUAACAAGGCAUUCCAGGCUUUUCUGGCCAAGUGAAUGAUCAACACACGCAUGAUGGGGAACGACGUGUGAUGGGGUGGAAUCCCCCAGCCCUAACACGGCUCGAUUGAUAAUACGUAGGCAACCCCGCCAUGCCCCACCAUCAAUGAAGUACUUUAGCACGGCAAUGACUGCAAUCGUGAACCC